AUGAUCCUUCUCGCGGAGGCCGGGAGGGCCAAAGACAUCGCACAGGCCCUUGGUCCUUUUCAAGAAUAUGAGCGGGACCCGAGGAUCGGCGAUACGAUUGCAGAACUCGACGACCUUCGACACCACUUGCGCGAACUCCGCGCAUCACUUGACGACCGCAGAAGAUACGUAGACACGCUCUUUCGCGACGAUGUCGAGUUACUGCAACACAGCGUGGCCUACACGCUUGGAGAUGUCUGGACAAUACUGGGCCAGAUGCCCCAGGAACCGAUCGGCCAUGAUUACAGAAAUGCCUGGAAGGACGUCUCGAAACAUUGCCAAUACUCAUCCAGGAGUCAGAGCCUGCCGGAUCGGCUUCAUACAUACAACAACUUCACCAUGGCGCUGGUACGCAAACUCAACAGCAAGGGAGAUCCAGUCCGCUACCUUAUCGAGGACCUCCGCGAGGACCUCAUAAAGCUACGGCGCGCGCAAUUACAGGAUCGUCGACUUAUUACCGCCACGGAGGCAAUCGACGACCUUGCUGCUCUGACGCUAAGGCCUCCUCUUCCUCCAAUCCCCGACACGCCUCCCCUAGCCAAUACUGGAGUCCUGAUCGUAUUCCAUUGCACCUUCAUUGCGCUCAGAGCCUACGACAGCACAAGGAUAGGCCCGCUAGACCCGUUCGACCACGACCUCGAUAAGGAGGCCGAGUACUUCUCCGCGCCGAUAGCAGACAACGGCUACCACCAUCGCCUCCGCAUUCUCCGCGACAGAAGCACCAACGUUCUACGACUUGAAGCCUCUGUCCUAGAUGGCCGGCUCAAAGACACGCCAAUAUGGACCGCCUUCGUAACCCACCACGUCCUCUCACCGAAAUGGAUGAAGAAGUCACCCCAUGCAGCUACCAUACAUCUCAGUGACCUCAAACGACAUAUCUUCUCGCCUGACUACACCCCUCAGAGAGCGAACAGCGGCGCGCACGUACUUGACUUCGAUAAGACUAGAGAUGCUGACGCGUUUGCCCGAACGAUACACGACUUUGGCGAGCGGUUUCGCAAGGACGCCUCAAAGCGCUCAAAGUCCGGGAAGUAG
Messenger RNA from Cyphellophora attinorum, 1074 nucleotides. RefSeq lists its product as uncharacterized. The transcript is spliced from 4 exons. The coding region runs from base 1 to 1074 and encodes 357 amino acids. The record is from RefSeq and is a predicted model, not a curated record. Lineage: Eukaryota; Fungi; Ascomycota; Eurotiomycetes; Chaetothyriales; Cyphellophoraceae.